This is a messenger RNA of Austrofundulus limnaeus, 3027 nucleotides long. It is a transcript of the gene sec23a, whose product is annotated as Sec23 homolog A, coat complex II component. Gene Ontology annotation, molecular function: zinc ion binding; GTPase activator activity. The record is from RefSeq and is a predicted model, not a curated record. Gene Ontology annotation, biological process: COPII-coated vesicle budding; endoplasmic reticulum to Golgi vesicle-mediated transport; COPII-coated vesicle cargo loading. Lineage: Eukaryota; Metazoa; Chordata; Actinopteri; Cyprinodontiformes; Rivulidae. Gene Ontology annotation, cellular component: endoplasmic reticulum exit site; COPII vesicle coat. The transcript is spliced from 20 exons. Bases 189 to 2483 code for a protein of 764 amino acids.
GCUGCUGGUUUGGAGUGGCGCGCGGUGAGAACCUGUUUUACCUUUAAAGCUUCGUGUUCUUCUGGUUAGAGGUUCUGUGAGUUCUGUCGGCUCCACCUGGGUCAGCUUCUGCCUGACAGUGUGACACCUGAGCCACGCCUCCACCCGAGCCACGCCUCCACCCGAGCCACGGCCCCACCUGCGCUGCCAUGGCCACCUUCCCAGAGUACAUUGCUCAGAACGAGGAGCGUGACGGAGUCCGCUUCAGCUGGAACGUGUGGCCCUCCAGCCGGUUGGAGGCGACCCGCAUGGUGGUCCCGGUGGCGGCCCUGUUCACGCCCCUGAAGGAGCGCAGCGACCUGCCCCCGAUCCAAUACGAGCCGGUCCUGUGCAGCCGGGCCACCUGCCGGGCCGUCCUCAACCCCCUCUGCCAGGUGGACUACAGGGCCAAGCUGUGGGCCUGCAACUUCUGUUACCAGAGGAACCAGUUUCCUCCGUCCUAUGCUGGGAUCUCAGAGCUGAACCAGCCCGCUGAGCUGCUGCCCCACUUCUCCACCAUCGAAUACGUGGUCCAGCGAGGCCCUCAGAUGCCGCUGGUCUUCCUGUACCUGGUGGACACCUGCAUGGAGGACGAGGACCUGCAGGCCCUGAAGGAGUCCCUGCAGAUGUCCCUGUCCCUGCUGCCCCCCACUGCUCUGGUGGGACUCAUCACCUUCGGACGCAUGGUCCAGGUCCACGAGCUGGGCUGCGAGGGGAUCUCCAAAAGUUACGUCUUCAGGGGGACCAAAGACCUGAACGCCAAGCAGCUGCAGGAGAUGCUCGGUCUUACAAAGUCCUCCGGUGCUCAGGGACGAGGACCUCAAACGCCCCAGCAGCCUCUGUCCAACAGGUUUCUGCAGCCGGUGCAGAAGAUCGACAUGAACCUGACCGACCUCCUGAGCGAGCUGCAGCGGGACCCCUGGCCCGUCACGCAGGGCAAGAGGCCCCUGCGCUCUCUGGGCGUGGCCAUGUCCAUCGCUGUGGGACUGCUGGAGUGCACCUUCCCCAACACCGGGGCCCGGAUUAUGACGUUCAUCGGGGGGCCGGCAACGCAGGGGCCGGGCAUGGUGGUGGGGGACGAGCUGAAGACCCCCAUCAGGUCCUGGCAUGACAUCGAGAAGGACAACGCCAAGUUCAUGAAGAAAGCUACCAAACACUUUGAGACCCUUGCCAACAGAGCGUCCUCAAACGGUCACAUCAUCGACAUCUACGCCUGCGCUCUGGAUCAGACGGGCCUGCUGGAAAUGAAAUGCUGCCCCAAUCACACCGGGGGCUACAUGGUGAUGGCCGACUCCUUCAACACGUCUCUGUUCAAACAAACCUUCCAAAGAGUUUUCACCAAAGACGUUCAGGGAUCGUUCAAGAUGGCGUUCACCGCCACGCUGGAGGUCAAGACAUCCAGGGAGAUCAAAGUGUGUGGAGCCAUCGGCCCGUGUGUGACUCUGAACGCCAAAGGAUCCUGUGUUUCUGAAAACGAAAUCGGGACGGGAGGAACGUGUCAGUGGAAGAUCUGCGGUUUGGAUCCAAACACCACUCUGGCUCUGUACUUUGAAGUCGUGAACCAGCACAACGCUCCAAUCCCUCAAGGCGGCCGUGGGGCGAUCCAGUUCGUCACUCAGUACCAACACUCGUCAGGACAGAGACGCAUUCGGGUCACCACAACUGCCAGGAAUUGGGCCGAUGCUCAGACUCAGAUUCAGAGCAUCGCAGCGUCCUUUGAUCAGGAGGCGGCGGCCAUCUUGAUGGCGAGGUUGGCGGUGUACCGGGCGGAGACGGAGGAGGGUCCUGAUGUCCUCAGGUGGCUGGACAGACAGUUGAUCCGACUGUGUCAGAAGUUCGGAGAUUACCACAAAGACGAUCCGAACUCCUUCAGGUUCUCCGAGACGUUCUCCCUCUACCCUCAGUUCAUGUUCCACCUGCGGCGCUCGCCGUUCCUGCAGGUGUUCAACAACAGCCCCGAUGAGAGUUCCUACUACAGACAUCACUUCAACAGACAGGACCUGACCCAGGCCCUCAUCAUGAUCCAGCCCGUCCUCUACGCCUACUCCUUCAACGGACCGCCCGAGCCGGUUCUGUUGGACAGCAGCAGCAUCCUGCCGGACCGAAUCCUUCUGAUGGACACGUUCUUCCAGAUCGUCAUCUACCACGGAGAGACUGUAGCUCAGUGGAAGAAGGCCAGGUACCAGGACAUGCCCGAGUAYGAGAACUUCAAACACCUGCUGCAGGCGCCGGUGGACGACGCCCAGGAGCUGCUGCACACCCGCUUCCCCAUGCCCAGGUACAUCGACACGGAGCACGGCGGCAGCCAGGCUCGCUUCCUGCUCUCCAAAGUCAAYCCCUCCCAGACCCACAACAACAUGUACGCCUGGGGACAGGAGUCAGGAGCGCCCAUCCUCACAGAUGACGUCAGCCUUCAGGUGUUCAUGGAUCACCUGAAGAAGCUGGCMGUCUCCAGCGCCGCCUGAACGCUCCUCGUCUUCCCUCCAGCUGCCUGAGGCGCCGUGAAAACACCAACAAGCGUUUUAACUACUUCCUGUCAGCAGCAGGACCUGAACGUCUCUGCUGCUCAGACACCGUUUACAAGUUUAAUAUGUCAAGCUCUUAUUGUGAAAGGUUCACAGGAGGAGGAGUCUAGUGUUUCGUUUUUUUUUUGUGUGUUGCAAUCAUUUCAUAUCGUUAUAUWUGACUCUCAGCUACUACCACCAGUUCAGCUUCAUUUCUGUCCUCUUCAAUCAUGUUUACAUGGAAAGUAAAGUUUUGUUAAAACCAGUUUGGAAUAAAUGGGAUGUUUUAAGACACUUACCUGCUCGCCCCUCUGUCAUGGCAGCAGGUGGUGAAUGUGUGGAACCUGUUAAAGAGACAAACCUUCAGACACACAAAACUGACUGAUAUAAAAUGUUUAAAUAUUAUUAUUAUUAUCAUCAUUAUUAUUAUUAUUAUUAAUGAUUGUCAUCAGUUUGUUCACUUCCUGUCUCUCUCCAGGAUUGUAUUAAAGCUUUGGAGCUCUAC